This is a messenger RNA of Pangasianodon hypophthalmus (striped catfish), 1369 nucleotides long. RefSeq names its product COMM domain containing 8 (gene commd8). The transcript has 5 exons. The record is from RefSeq and is a predicted model, not a curated record. Bases 95 to 625 code for a protein of 176 amino acids. NCBI's taxonomy places the organism in Eukaryota, Metazoa, Chordata, Actinopteri, Siluriformes, Pangasiidae.
ACUGCGGAUCUGGCAACACGGCUCUGAGGGCAUCAGUCAUGUGACAUGUGUGUCAGCUGAUGCUGUGUGGAGGAAAGAGGACGUGAUAGCAACAAUGCUAAAAUUGCUCGAUAAAAUCUCUCCAACAGAGUGUCCUAAACUCCUGCACAGGGUGGUGGAUGGGAUCUGUGGUCGGAGUCACCCAAAGCGCACAGAGUAUGGUGAAACAUGGAGUCUGCUGGAGUGGGGAGAACUCAUCAGCUCACUAACCUACUUCUUCCGAGUCGCUGUUGGGAGGAAAUGCUCAGAUCAGGAGUUACAGGAAUUACUGGGUGAUUUGGAAUCUGUACGUGCAGAGGCUGUUCUGCAGUGUGUGCAUGCCAGGCAGGAGGAGAUCAGGCAAGCGCUGGUGGACAGAACCAACAGAAUCUGCAGUACACAACUAGAUGACUUCAACUGGCAGCUAAAACUUGCAUUAUCCAGCGAUAAGCUGUCAUCUUUAAACACUCCCCUACUGAACCUCUGUCUCGACCUGACAGAGAAUGGACUCCAGAGAGCUGUAAACGUAGAAAUGAACAAAGAAGAGUUAAACACACUCAUCACCGCAUUAGAGGCUGCUAAUAAGGUGAUCCUGCAGAUGAAAUGAAUGGAGCAUAUGAAGAGCUGUGGAUGUGCGAGGACAUGCCUCAGGAGUGAGGAACUGCAGUGCUUUUAUAGGAUGCUGCUACAGUUCAAAUAGGAAAAAGAAAGACUAGGAUGAAUGUGUGUAUCUGAAGUUGUGUGUGUGGAGCCUAGUGCAUGUGGAGGUCGCCCGUGACUCAGUGCCUCGGUUGUAUGGUGAUAACUGAGGUUGAGAUCAUUAUAUUUAACAGCAUUUGAAAUGGACUGACAUAACUGAAUAUUUGCUUCUCUUCAUUUUUCUACAAGAGUGUUUAAUUAGACAUCAGGAGCUUGAUUAUUUAACAAAUUUCUCCAAAUUCUUCAUGCCUUUUUAAACAUGAAAACAAACCAUUUCCCUAUUCUAAAAGUGUGAAUGAGUAUGGAAGAUGAUGUAUAGAAUUGAGCAUUGUUCAAAUUAUUGAAGAUUGAACUCAAUGCACAUUAACACAGUCAACACAGUCAAAGCUCUUGACAGAUAUACCACUGCUCAUUCAGGAGUAACAGAUAAUAAUUAAUGUGAGCAGAGCCUGUAACAGAUAAUAAUUAAUGAGAGCAGAGUCUGUCUGAUUAGAAUUUUCCUCAUUGUUUCCCCUCCCUGGUCUAGCCAAGUCUUUCAGUUUCAAUUAACUGUCAGUUCAGUCCAUUUGCCCACCCCUAAGGAGAACCCUGGCUGUAUGAGUGUGUGAUGGGGAAGGAAUCGAUUAUUAAAUAAACUGCAUUUUUUAUUGUU